AUGUUUCAGUUACACGUGGCUGUGACUUCAACGUUACUUGCCUUAAUUUUAACGACAGUUGUCUCUUAUAAAAAUGGUGUUCAUUAUGAUUAUAAAGAUUCAGUUGUGUCUAAAAUUUUGCCGCAAAAAAGUGACUUGUUAACUUAUUUGAAAUCUUUGAGACGAACAAUAUAUUUUUGCUCAAAACACAAGGUCGACUUGGAUAUGAAUUUUGAGUUUGGGCUCUUUCUGAUUAAUGUAAACUUAAAAAAAGCUCUACUUAUCAAGCGAAACCGUAUACCUAAACAUGUUCAAACUUACAUAACUUUACUACUGAAAGAGAAUGACAAUUUAAUCGAUUUCUUUGACUACAUGAGAGAUGAUGGAUGUUUUAAGUCUUUUUCAGAUCUUUGCAUGUUAUCUCUGGCAAAUAAUGAGAUUCAAGACUCCAUUCAAACUAGGUGCGAUGUUUAUGAACCUUGCUAUGACAUGCUCAUGAAUGGGACAGAUUUUGGAUACGCUCUUUCGCACAGGUUGUUGUUCCUACUACAUGCAAGGCACAGUAGAGGUUGCAGUAUAUUUUCGAAGGAGCAAGACGAGUCACUGACUAAAAAGUUCUGCAAAACUGCUUACAGUGAGGCGGAGUUUAUUGCUAAUAAUGACUAUCAGGCUGUCGAUCUACUCUUAGAACAAAUGGGUCUCUGCACUUUGGACGGCCACCCCCAAUUCCUGAAACGAUCGUGGCUUUCAAACGUCCUCCGUUUUCAAACUGAAUACGGCUGUUUUGGGCAAAGGCUGACUCAGGCACCUGCUAGAUCCAGGUUAUCAAGAACCCCGCCCAUCUGGAAAAUAGCUAAGAACUUGGACCACAGAAUAAUGGAUGGACUAUGUGACGGGCAUGUAACUUCUGUAGCAUCCGCUACCCUCGCUGCUGCUAUUCGAUACAUACUGGAGACGUACUAUUGAUGUUGCUAAUUCGUCGAAAUUAAAGGAAACAAAUGAGUGACCGACACGAAUACGCCAGUAACGUUUUAAAAUUAAAUUUGAUUUCGAGCAAAACAAUUUUUGAACAUCUGAUUUCA
This is a messenger RNA of Ostrinia furnacalis (Asian corn borer), 1061 nucleotides long. RefSeq lists its product as uncharacterized. Gene Ontology annotation, cellular component: cytosol; membrane. The transcript is spliced from 5 exons. The record is from RefSeq and is a predicted model, not a curated record. Bases 1 to 945 code for a protein of 314 amino acids. Lineage: Eukaryota; Metazoa; Arthropoda; Insecta; Lepidoptera; Crambidae.